Saxophila tyrrhenica is the source of this 825-nucleotide messenger RNA. RefSeq lists its product as uncharacterized. NCBI's taxonomy places the organism in Eukaryota, Fungi, Ascomycota, Dothideomycetes, Mycosphaerellales, Extremaceae. Bases 1 to 825 code for a protein of 274 amino acids. The transcript is spliced from 2 exons. The record is from RefSeq and is a predicted model, not a curated record.
AUGUCAUUCGGAGCCACCAAGCAUGAAGCCAUAGAUCGAACCUCCUUCAGUCGACACCAAUCGCUGGCGCCGGGACCCCGACUUCACUGUCGCAAAUCCGCCAUCAUGGUCCAAGUCGCUCUUAAGACUGGCAAACAACCGACGCAGCGUGGUACCAUGGCGGCGGCCGAGAGCACUACAGGAGGAGAAAAGGAGAAGCCUGUUGGUCUUGCCAGUGGGCCACCAGAACCUUUCCGCUUCAUGGACCUCCCACCUGAGCUCCGCAACCGAAUCUACGGAUUCGCCACCCACAACGAAGUCCCACUACGUCUUAGGGCUCUCAAGCCACCUGCAAUUACUCGUGUCUCUCGCCAGGUCCGCUCUGAAUCGAUACCGGUCUACUUCGACGUCAACACAUUCGUUGUUCAAACGACUGCACCAUACACCGGCUGGAUACUAUACCAAGGACGAGCUUCAAGAGGAACUUUCUUGCGCCAGACCACAAAAAGAUGGGAGCGCACCGGAUUGCUGCGUCUGCCACAGAAAAUCCACGGUUUCUUCAGAGACGCAGGACUGAUCGCGGCAAAAAUCAAGAAUCUGGAGUUCAGGCUCCAAGCCCUUCAACGGCCCGAGGAGCGCGAUGCUGCAGCGGACGUAGGCGACCCGAUCAGGGACUUCAUCGUACGACUGGAGCACGGCAAGCAACCAGAUCUCGUGGGUUGUGGAGGGCCCGCUGUCGCCGUCGGAAAUUAUCAAGCGCAGGUCGACGAAGAUUGGAAGUGGUUAUGGGAGCCAUUAGUUGAAAGCAUGAAGGAACAGAUCUCCAUGCCCGGGUACCAGGGGUGA